GGUUGGUACAGACUAGACUUGAAGGAAAAGGCGGCCACCUUUACUGCCGUCACAGCCGCUGCUGCUUGGAGGCUUGUCCGACCCCCGAACGCCCCUCGCUCCCCGACUCGUCUCGCCCGACUGACUCGCCAUGGACGCUACUCUGCUAGCCCGCCUGCUCCCCGGCCUAGCCAUCAAGAUCCAAAGAAGCAACGGCCUGAUUCAUAGCGCCAAUGUCAUGACAGUAAAUCUGGAGAGAUCCUCUGUCUCAGUGGAAUGGGCAGAAGGUGGCUCUACCAAGGGCAAAGAGAUUGACUUUGAGGACGUGGCAGCCAUCAACCCGGAGCUUCUGCAACUGUCUCCUCUCCCUGUCCACCCGAAGGAUAGCCUGCCUCUGCAGGAGAAUGUCACCGUCCAGAAACAAAAGCGCCGAUCAACCCUCUCCAAAAUCCCUGCUCCCAAAGAAGCUCUGCGUGGCCGUUCUACCCGGAUGUCUGCCAUCGCACAGACUCAGAGGCUCCUGGCCCAGGAGAAUGACAUGGAGGUAGACCCCUCAGCAGCUGCCAACACCAGGAGCCAGUUUGCAAUUCCCACGGGUCUCUCUCGUGCCCCGCGUGCUGGCAUGAGCGAGAUCCCCCUGGCUGCUGUCAGUGAGGCUGCAGAAGAACAGACGUCUUCCAUCCGAGGCAACUCUGCUGCCAACCCAGCAAAUUCAGUUCGAAGGAAGUCAUGCCUAGUGAAGGAAAUGGAAAAAAUGAAGACAAAACGAGAAGAAAAAAGGGCUCAGAACUCAGAAAUGCGGAUCAAGCGUGCACAGUACUCUCUGCACAGGUGGAGGCCCCAGAAAACUGGUGCAGUGGUCCCUUUCCCAUCCAUUGUUGCCCCACAGGAAUAUGAUACUAGCCUGCCAAACUGGGAAUUUGCACGGAUGAUUAAGGAAUUCCGAGCUACUCUGGACUGUCAGAGACUCACCAUGACUGACCCUAUAGAGGAACAUCGGAUAUGUGUCUGUGUUAGGAAGCGCCCUCUUAAUAAACAAGAACUGGCCAAGAAGGAGUUUGAUGUGAUCUCAGUUCCCAGCAAGUGCCUCCUUCUAGUGCACGAACCCAAACUGAAAGUGGACCUGACCAAGUACCUGGAGAACCAGGCGUUCCGCUUCGAUUUUGCCUUUGAUGAAACGGCAUCCAAUGAGGUUGUCUACAGGUUCACAGCCAGACCAUUGGUACAGACGAUCUUUGAAGGAGGAAAGGCAACCUGCUUCGCAUAUGGCCAGACAGGCAGUGGCAAAACCCAUACGAUGGGCGGUGACUUCUCUGGGAAAAGCCAGAAUGCAUCCAAGGGCAUCUACGCAUUUGCCUCACGAGAUGUCUUCUUGCUAAAGAAUCAGCCCCGAUACAAAACCCUUGGCCUCGAAGUCUACGUGACCUUCUUUGAGAUCUACAAUGGGAAGCUCUUUGACCUCCUGAACAAGAAGGCCAAGCUUAGAGUACUAGAAGAUGGCAAGCAGCAGGUGCAGGUGGUGGGGCUGCAGGAGCACCUGGUGAACUCAGCUGACGAUGUCAUCAGGAUGAUUGAGACGGGCAGCGCCUGCAGGACCUCGGGGCAGACGUUUGCCAACGCCAGCUCUUCCCGAUCCCAUGCCUGCUUCCAGAUCCUGCUCCGGGCCAAGGGGAAGCUACAUGGCAAGUUCUCCCUGGUGGAUCUGGCCGGGAAUGAGCGAGGGGCUGACACGUCCAGUGCCGACCGGCAGACUCGCAUGGAAGGGGCUGAGAUCAACAAGAGCCUGCUGGCCUUGAAGGAAUGUAUUCGGGCUCUGGGGCAGAAUAAGUCGCACACACCAUUCCGGGAAAGCAAGCUGACCCAAGUGCUCAGGGACUCCUUCAUUGGGGAGAAUUCACGGACCUGCAUGAUCGCCAUGAUCUCCCCAGGGAUGAGCUCCUGUGAAUAUACUCUAAACACCUUGAGAUAUGCAGACAGGGUCAAAGAGCUGAGUCCUCACAACGGUGGGAAUGGGGAACUGCAGACCCAGAUGGAGACGGAGGGGGACGAGCUGGAGCCCAACUCUGACGGCGCCAGUCACUCCCAUGGCCUGUCCAAGGAUGAAGAGGAGCUCUCAUCCCAGAUGUCCAGCUUCCAGGAGGCCAUGACCCAGAUCGGGGAGCUCGAGGAGAAGGCCAUAGAGGAGCUCAAGGAGAUCGUUCAGAAGUGGUCUAACUGGAUCGAGCUACUGGAGACCACGGAGCAGCCAGACUACGACCUGGAGACCUUUGUGAACAAAGCCCAGCAAGCUGCCGCUGAGGGGAUCAAGAACUUCAGCAGCCUCCAAGAUGUCCUGCAGGCCUUGCGCCUCGCCAUGCAGCUGGAAGAACAGGCCAGCCUGCAGAUGAGCAGCCACAAACGACCUCAGUAACAUGCCAAUAAACUGUUUGAUGGUUAAGCUCUUCCUUCAGGGGUGUCUGGAUGCCCUCCUUGUUUGGGGUGCUAGGGCACACUGCUGGGACGUCCGCCCGCUGGGUCUGGGCCUGGGCAGCCUCCAAGGUCCUGGACGGGCAGGCUCCGGGGGCUCCCGGCCAGCGUUCUUUUUUCCAUGUCUGUUGUGUAGGGUUUUCUAUCGUACGGUCUUAGUGAGCAUUCGGCCUGUGUGACUGAUCGAGGUCUGGCCAGCAGCUGUCCCAGAGCUGGGAGGAGAUGAGGAAGGACCAGCCUUCCCUUCAGUUCCAGGGCUUCGGGCUGCCUUCCAGUGCGGACGGUUCUGGGCCUUGCUGUCGGCUGCCCAGUGUCUGCUUGGGGUGGGGGUGGGGGGGAUUUUUUUUAAAAAAGAUUCUGAAACCCUUUCUCCUCAGUCCCUCUGACAACCCUUUUGGGUUUCGUUGAGGUGAAGGGGACCAGUCUGUUGUCUGUUGUCUGUAUUUAAACAUUGCGUCUCCCAAUAAAGGAAGA
Vombatus ursinus (common wombat) is the source of this 2919-nucleotide messenger RNA. RefSeq names its product kinesin family member 2C (gene KIF2C). Gene Ontology annotation, biological process: microtubule-based movement. Bases 131 to 2389 code for a protein of 752 amino acids. The record is from RefSeq and is a predicted model, not a curated record. Gene Ontology annotation, molecular function: ATP binding; microtubule binding; microtubule motor activity. The transcript is spliced from 21 exons. NCBI's taxonomy places the organism in Eukaryota, Metazoa, Chordata, Mammalia, Diprotodontia, Vombatidae.